AUGUUACAUGGAGAAUUAGGAGUAAGAAAAUUAGUUUCUCGUUGGAUACCCCACCUGUUGACUGAAGAGCAGAAAGCAGCCAGGGUUAAUUGGUGUCAAAAAACGCUUGACCAAAUGGAACUCAACCGAGAACAUUUUCGCCCCAUAAUUUAUUACAACUUUCAGAGACAAUUAUCGCAACAAGAAUGCCUUCCUGAGUUACUGUCUGCUUUCGGCAAUGAAGCGUCGACAACUUUUCGUUGGUAUGGAGAAUUCAAACGUGGACGGGUGACUCUUAGCGCCGAUCCCAGGGUGAGUGCACCAAAACCGACAGUCACCCAGGAAAACGUCGAUGCUGCGCGCAAACUCAUCAUUGAAGAUAGACAUGUGACAUAUCGCGAGAUUGAGGCAAAAUUAGUUUCUUGUUGGAUACCCCACCUGUUGACUGAAGAGCAGAAAGCAGCCAGGGUUAAUUGGUGUCAAAAAACGCUUGACCACAAUAAACGACAGUCGGCUGUUUGGUGUUUCGAAAAAAACAAUGCAAGCUCGCACACCGCUCAAAAAACAAGGCAGUAUUUAAAGGAAGAAAACGUGGAAUUAUUGGACCAUCCUCCAUACAGUCCAGACCUAAGUCCUAACGAUUUCUUUACUUUCCCGAAAAUUAAAAACAGACUGCGUGGUCAAAGGUUCCAGUCGCCAGAAGAAGCAGUUGACGCAUUCAAAAAUGCCGUUUUGGAUCUGCCAGCAAACGAGUGGAAUAAGUGCUUCGAAAAUUGGUUCAAGCGCAUGCAGAUGUGUAUUAAUCUUCGUGGAGAAUACUUCGAAAAACCAUAA
Messenger RNA from Acanthoscelides obtectus, 813 nucleotides. NCBI's taxonomy places the organism in Eukaryota, Metazoa, Arthropoda, Insecta, Coleoptera, Chrysomelidae. The record is from the annotation of a GenBank genome assembly.